Symbiodinium necroappetens is the source of this 1158-nucleotide messenger RNA. The record is from the annotation of a GenBank genome assembly. NCBI's taxonomy places the organism in Eukaryota, Dinophyceae, Suessiales, Symbiodiniaceae.
AUGCUCUUCUGCUCCUGCACGACUGACCAUGUGCAGACCCCUCGUGAGGGAACGAGAGGAUGGUCCUGCGUUUGCGGGCUCGUCUCCGUGACGGCCCUUAGCGCCCCGCUGAAGACCACGCUGUGCCACUGUGAGGACUGCCGCAAGUGGACGGGAAGUGUUGGGCAGAUGGCGAUCUGGUACCGGAGAGAAGAUGUGAUUUGCAGUGGGCAGCUGCUGGAGUUCAAAGCCGGAUCGAGGGUGCGGAAGAGCUGCGCCAAAUGCCAUUCGCACAUCUUGACCAGCCUCCCACGGGCGGGUUUGGUUGAGGUCUGCGUGGGAUCUGCGGGGAUAUCGAUAUCUCUGAGUGCGCACUUCUUCUACGUGACACCUCUCAUCGACUUCGGGGACGAGGUGCCAAAGUUCGUCGACUUCCCAGCUUCCCUCGGGGGCUCGGGGGUUCGGGCCGAGUCCUGGGAUUUACAUCCAGAUGUCACGCAGGCUUUCCAUGGGAAGUGUCUCUGUGGAUCGGUGAUCGUAGCAGUAAGCGGAGAGCCGGAGAUGACUGCUUUCUGCCACUGCCUGGAGUGCCAAAAAUGGACUGGAAGCAGCGGCCACUUUGCAGUGAUCUUCGACGAAGCUUUGGUCCAGAUAGCCGGGGACUUGAAGACCACAAGCGAUGGCCGCAGAAACUGUGCCAAGUGCUUGGCCUGCAUUGCUUCCACCCAUUGCGCCAAAACACCUGGCCUGUUGCAAAUCUGCGGCGGUAUCUUGAACUCCCCUCCCCGACUUCAAGGCCAUUGGAACUAUGGACAGCGCGUGCUGUCCGUCAGGGACGGCAUGGCUAAGUUCAAGGACUCCCCGGCCGAGUUCGGGGGCUCCGGCGCUGUGCUGGGAGAGGAAGCUGCGCCAUACGUGGUCACCAUCCAGCGCAAGGACGAGGACCUGGGCCUUGAGCUUUCGUUCUCUGACCGGAAGUGCCGAGUCCUGAAAGUUCGACGGCGCAGUCUGAUCCACGAAUGGAACCAGAUCUGUGCCUCCGAUUCCAUGGUUUGCAUCUACGACAGACUCAUAUCCAUCAACGGUAUGAUGGCAACCGUACGCGAGGAAAGAGAACAACUUGGACGAGCGACUGGCAAAAUAGUGCUAAUCAUCGCCAAGUUCCGAUACUUCGAGUAA